AUGUCUAGGGGGCAUGGCUUGUCUAUAGAGGAGCAGCUGAGGGUACUGCAGGAGCAGAGCUGCACUGAGUGGGGGGCCCCCCUGGGGGCCCCCCUGGGGGGCCCCCAAGCAACAGCAGCAGCAGCAGCAGCAGCAGCAGAUGAUGAGGAUGAUGGGGGGGGGCCCAAAAACAGCAGCAGCAGCAGCAGCAGCAGCAGCAGCAAGAGGAGCAGCAGACAACAGAUGCAGCAGCAGCAACCCCUCUCUGCUGCUUCUAUUCGCAAGCGUAGAAAACAGCAGCAGCAGCAGCAGCAGCAGCAGCAGCAGCAAGAGGAGCAGCAGACAACAGAAGCAGCAGCAGCAACAGCAGCAGCAGCAGCAGCAGCAGCAGCAGCAGAUGAAGAUGAAGACAAGCUGCUAGCAGCAGCAGCAGCAGCACUACAACCCCCCACCCAUUUCUUCGACAUCAGCCACUUGCCUUUCCUUUCUCUGCUGCCCCCCCGCAGCAGA
Molecule: messenger RNA, 489 nt
Organism: Eimeria mitis
Lineage: Eukaryota; Apicomplexa; Conoidasida; Eucoccidiorida; Eimeriidae
Exons: 5
Source: RefSeq, a predicted model, not a curated record